AUGCCUAUGGAUUAUCAGUACACCCAAGUCUCUGCAAUAGCCAUGUUGGCAUAUGAAUGGGCUCUCACCAUAGACAUGGAAAUCAACCUCGUCUGGAAGAAACCGUGGAAUCUCCUGAAGGCCAUAUAUCUGUUCCAACGAUAUAUAGUCGUUCUUGACUGUAUUCUUGCGCUAUACCGACAUGUGGGAAGCGAGAUGACAGAUACCAAAUGCAACAGGCUGAAGCCUGCUGUUAUGAGUGCGAUGGUAUUAGGAACUUUGACUUCCGAAGCAAUCCUUACUAUACGCGUAUGGGCAAUCUGGGACCGCCACCAGCAGCUUGGAGCCUUCCUAUGCCUGGUAGCAGUAGCCGUAUGGGCACCCGGAAUCGUAACAUUAUAUCUGUUCUUCGCUGACCUUCGAUACGCUCCGGCGCCUAUAUACGAGGGAUUUCGAGGGUGUUUUCCCAUGAAAACUUCAAGGUAUAUUAUAUGGUGGUGGGCAGCGCUGUGUAUUUGGGAUUUCGGUGAGCAACAAAUCUGUUACUGCAUGGAUCAUAUGGCUCUGGCGAAUCGACCAUUCAACAUACCAACAGUAUGCCUGGCGUUGGUUUUAAAACCUGCUGUACACUUCUUUCGAUCAAAUAUGCGCAGCAGAUUGCCGUUAUCGUUGGUCGUCUAUCGCGAUGGAAUACUAUUUUAUAUCUUUCUUUUCCUGUGCUCCCUCUUAAAUGUUGUCUCCUAUGCUGCAUUUCCGCUCGCUUUGAGAAUCAUGGGCACAUCCUUGACACGUUGUCUCCACUCCAUGCUGGCUAGUCGAGCGCUUCUUCAGAUGCGACAAGAACUUCAACGCCCGACAACGAGAACGUCCAAUUUCUUCCCGAGUGCACUCCAACAUGGAACAACUGUUGAUACAAUAGCGCUGACCGAAAAUGAUCGCGAGUCUGCACGUAAUUGA
Molecule: messenger RNA, 936 nt
Organism: Psilocybe cubensis
Lineage: Eukaryota; Fungi; Basidiomycota; Agaricomycetes; Agaricales; Agrocybaceae
Exons: 11
Coding region: 1-936 (311 amino acids)
Source: RefSeq, a predicted model, not a curated record